This is a messenger RNA of Lineus longissimus, 1513 nucleotides long. RefSeq lists its product as uncharacterized. Lineage: Eukaryota; Metazoa; Nemertea; Pilidiophora; Heteronemertea; Lineidae. The record is from RefSeq and is a predicted model, not a curated record. Bases 155 to 973 code for a protein of 272 amino acids. The transcript has 5 exons.
CAGUGGCUAUGUACUGCACAUGCGCUUUUCAUAAUGGCGUCGUGUAAACAUCAUGUAACACGAGGCGACAUAAUCCCGGGCCCCAAUCGGACUGUCGCCUACUAAAAAAUACCGCUAGGUAAUAGCAUGUAACUUUCUUUUCCCCAUCUUCAGUAUGCCUGGUCAAAACAAAAGACAAAGCACCAGAUCGUCCUUGUUUACUGAGUCCGAGGAUGUAGCUUACGAAAAGGUUUUGAAGAAGGCUAAGGAAGUGAAUGUGAAAGAGAAACAGGACCACAGACAGAGCCAGGCGAGGCAAGUGAUUGCAAAGGAACAGACGCCCUCAACUAGGACAUCAUUUGAAUCAACAGAGACAUACAAGCAAAGCCCUGUCAGAACAAGUCACUUCACUUCUAUUCAGACCACACUUACCAGAACCACACCACCAGCUGCGCGUUCCUAUACUGCAUCUUCACCACAGCGCCAUCAUUAUCAAAGUCCAUACAGUCCUCUCGCAUGUUCACCAUCACCAGGACGUAGCAGUGUUGCAUAUCCAUACAGUCCUCUCAAAUGUUCACCAUCAUCUGGACGUAGCAGUGUCGCGUCUUCAACGCAAAGCAGCAUUUCUCAUGCCAUAUCUACCCCUACUAAGACAACACCACCACCGCUAGGGCGAGGCAAAGUUGCUCUCUCACCACAAGGCAGUGAUUCAAACGCUACAUCAGAUGAUGCUUGGCAAGACGCCAUCUUCUCCGGACUCUACCAUCUCACACAACACAACGUGGAGGUCGGUUCAGCGGGCGUGAGGCGUGGUGUUCGUCUCGCAAAAACAAACCUCGCCAAGGUAACAUUUCAUCACAACAAAGAGAUAGAUUCACUCAAACAGGCUCUUGCAGAGGUUAAAGGCCAAGUUGUCAAGUAUCAACAAAUGGAAAACCACACCCAUGUUAAACUCAUGGCUGCUAACAAAAGCAUCAGUACCCUGCAAACAUAAGUCGCAACUUUAAAGGAGGAAAAUGAAGAACUCAAUGAUCAACUGCUUGCUCAUUUCGAUGCCCCCGCAACACUAGUUGACAACAAUAGCCCUUCUUCAGAUGAGACCAAAGCUGUUGACAACAAAGAGCUGCAAGACGAAAUCUGACAUUUUUCUGUGCAAUCAACAAUUUUGUCUCUACAAAAUGUCUGGCUUAGACCAACAUAUCAAUACUGUAUUUCAUCUCAAAAUGUACUUUCAUAGUACCGUAGUCAUAUCAAACUCAAAUAUACUGCUGAAUUGGUAACUUCUAGUCUUAUUAAACUUUUAACAGGAAGAGCUGACUGCCAAUGCAUUCUAGUCACAGCAAACUUCAACACUCACCGCUGCACAAAGCUUAAACACUGAAAACAGCUGAAUAUCAUUAUAUUCUGGUUGACACGUUGCAAUAAUUGACAAUAUCCAUUUUAAAAUCACAAGCACCGUUUCCACUGCCAUUGUAUCAAAAGCCUGCCCAACAUAUUCAGCACAAUUAUUUUUUCUAAUAAAGAAAUAUAUUAU